AUGCCUCCUUUCACCCUCUCCAUGCUAGACUCUUACAGUUCCCCCCCUCCAUCCCCUGGGCUAGAAGAGCGCAGUGAGGAACUGCCCCAGGAAACACCAGUGACACUCGUCCUUCACACUUGGAGCAUGGUCAUCGCAACUUUUGUUGCGUGCGCAGAGACACGUCCAGGGCUAAAGCAAGAGCUCCUGGAAGAGAUAGAGGAUUGGUUGCGAGAGUGGAACUGUGUCUCAACAGCCAUGGCUGCAUCUAGUGACAAGGUGUGCGCUGCAGGUGUUGCACUUGACUUGGAUGAGGGCAAGGUGAAACUCCUUGCUGAAACGACUAAGUGGGCAGGUGUGGCCCAGAAGACCAUCAGUGAUUGGAAGAAGCGUGCUGAAGGGCUGAUGGCUGCCACCGCUGACACACAUGCUGGCAAGGCUCCUGCAGUUACAGCUGCAGAGGAUCGUGACAUGGGGGUUCUGUGUCCUGGGGGUCGCAUGUCUACUCCUAAGUGCGAUCGCUGCACUGCGCAUGGUAUCGUGUGCAAUGGCACACUGGGUACGCGCUGCCCAUCCUGCGUGCAUCUGCACCAGGCUUGCUCGUUUGCCAAGUGCAAGGCCAUUCCCGGUGCACCUCGUUCGCGCAAGGUCACACAUUCUGGCAAGGCCACUGCACCUGCACCUACCAUUACCACUGCUGAUGAUGCAGACACAUCUGGUGAGUUGGAGGUCGAGAUCUGGGAGGUCCUGCCUCCUCAAAAGAAGGUCAUCCAUCCUUCCCGCCCCCUUCCCGCCCGUGCCGGGAAUGGAGAUAUGCAAGUAAGGGAGUUAGAGGAAGAGCUUGCACAUGUGCGCACUGAGAGUGGGCGUUUGGAAUGGGAGAAUGAGGGGCUGCGUGCGAGCAACAUGCGCUAUAGUAAGUUCAUUCUGAACAUGAGGCAGCACUCGUGCGGCCAGGAGGCAGAGUUGCUCCUCAUGUCCAACAAGCUCUACACAAUGUUGGAUGACUGGAGCGUCAUAGAGAGGGAGAUGGGGGACGUCCUCAGGGAACAGUAG
This is a messenger RNA of Suillus subaureus, 1035 nucleotides long. RefSeq lists its product as uncharacterized. The record is from RefSeq and is a predicted model, not a curated record. Lineage: Eukaryota; Fungi; Basidiomycota; Agaricomycetes; Boletales; Suillaceae. Bases 1 to 1035 code for a protein of 344 amino acids. The transcript is spliced from 4 exons.